Molecule: messenger RNA, 2090 nt
Organism: Candidula unifasciata
Lineage: Eukaryota; Metazoa; Mollusca; Gastropoda; Stylommatophora; Geomitridae
Source: the annotation of a GenBank genome assembly
AUUUUGCUGUCAGCCAAGACUUUGGCAUAUCAUUACCUUUUAUAGAUGAUAUGUUGAACAAUCAUAGGAAAUGUCCCUACUGGACCUUGUUGAGACAGUUCUGCCCCAGUGAUGUCGUAGAUACACAGAAAAGUGAACAUGUGAUGCAGAAAAAGAAGCGCAGGAGACUGUCUUCAUCUCAGCUACUAAAAAACCAUACUGCCACUCACAGUGUCUAUCUGUUUCUACGUACUGUCUCUAAACAUGUGAUACCACUGAAGGCACUUGGCAGCAAGCACAAUUUUAGAUGUUUUCUUAGACAUGUUAAAAAGAUGCUGUCAGUACAGAUGCAUGGACAGAUUUCGUUGGAUCAUAUGGUUGAUGGAAUCAAAACAAAAUCCAUUGCUUGGUUACAGUCAAACAGUCAGAACCAGAAAGCAAGUCUUCUGAAGAAACUGAUUGAUUUUCUCAUCACAAGAUUUAUCUGCCCAUUAAUUCAGUCAUUUUUUUACGUCUCUGGGUCUACAUCGUGCAAAAACAAGCUCUUCUUCUACAGGAAGAAAACCUGGCACAGACUGCGGCAGUCUGCUUCUAGUCAGUUUAUAAAUUCAUGCAAGCUGAGGAAAGUUUCCGAAUCAUGGGUACAAGCAAAACUAAAGGAAGAAAAAUGUUUGGGGGUUUGUAGUGUUCGUUUCCUAGUGAAGUCUUCAUCCCUGAGACCAAUUGUCAAUCUUUCACGAGUCACUAACAACAGAGCAUCUGUGAACAACCAUCUGAAAGCUCUUUUGCAUGUGUUAACUUUUGAGAGAGAACAGACUCCUGAAGUGUUUGGUGCUACAGUUUUAAAUGUUGAAGAAAUUCAUGCCAAAUGGAGACUGUUUGUUUCUGAAUGUAAAAAAUACAACGUACAGGAAUUGUAUUUUGUCAAAGUAGACAUUGAGAAGUGCUUUGAUACAAUAAAUCCUUGCCUCCUAUAUAGCAUUAUAUCAAGAAUUAUAAAGAGAUCAUUUUACAGAAUUUACAAAUUUAGAAAACAUGUUCGCUUAAAUGGGCAAAUCAAGUCAGUUUAUUUUGAAAGUUGUAAGUAUGCUAGUGAGAUCUACUGCAAUAAGAAGAAAAAGAUAGAAAGUUGUGGAUCUUAUGUAGUUACUAGAGAAGUACUGUUAAAAAAGCUAUGUGCACUUUUGUUUUGUUUUGUAGCUAAAGUGGGAAGUCAGCAUUAUGUUCAAACUCUUGGGAUACCCCAAGGAUCACUGUUGUCAAGUAUUUUGUGUGGUGCAUAUUAUGGGCAUAUGGAUCAGGUGUUCCUAAAUGGUGUCCGAGGUGAGGAUGAUUUUCUGGUGAGACUAGUUGAUGAUAUCCUUUUUGUGACACCCUGCAAAAGACAUGCUGACAAUUUGUUGAGGACUAUGCUAGAUGGCAUACCUGAGUUCAACUGUCGAUGUAACCUGAAUAAAUGCUGUGCCAGCUUCCCUUAUCAUCAUGCUGUUCUUGGGGAUGUGCCUUGUGUGUCUAACAAUUCCCCGUUGAUAUUCUGUGGCCUGGCAUUUGAUACUCGAACAUUGAAUGUCACCUUAGAUUUCUCAAACUAUAAUAAUAUUCAGACAGAGGAUACUAUUUCUUGGGACUUGACCAAACACCCAGGAUCUGUCAUUCAGAGUAAAAUCAUCUCUCUCGUUCACCCAAAGUGCCUGUCAAUUUUGUUUGAUAAAGACAUCAACUGUACAGACACUAUUCAUUACAAUAUUUUGUGUAUAUUUUCUGUGUCUGCUGUAAAGUUUCACUGCCUUGUUAUGCAACUGCCACCAAAAAGGAGAAUCCUGAAUAACCCAGCGUUCUUCACAAAAGCCAUACUAGGUCUUCCUCAAACACUGCUAGCCUGUGCGUCACAGAAACUGGCAAGACUCAGUUCACCAGAGGCACUGACUGUCCCUAUCUCUGCUGAGGUUGUCCGCUGGCUUUGUGUGCACAGUUUUCUGUUCAAACUCAAAAUGCAUCAUCAGAUGUAUGCCCCAGUUAUAGAAAGUCUGCAGCAUCUGCAAGAAAUCAAGCUAGAUUACAAAGUCUCUGUGAUGCUGCCGCGGAUAUUUGACUGUAUUUAUAUUAAGUAG